AUCACCUUCUUCUCCUUCAUCGUCUCCAGAGGAAUCCAUCAACAUGAGGACCGCCGCCAUCCUCCUGCUCUGCAUCCUGGGAGCUGCACUCUUCUGCACCGUCUCCUGCAACAAUUCCAACGGUCCAGACAACUGCUGCUUCAAAUUCUUCCCGGGAACGUUGAGUGCCUCCAGAGUCCGUUCUUUCACUCUCACUGAUGAUCGUUGUCCCAAACCUGGAGUCAUUUUUAGUUUAGAGACAAAAAAGAAAAUCAACAUCUGCGUGAAGCAGAAUGCCGCCUGGGUUCAAGAAAUCCUUCAAAUGUUGGUGGGGCCUGCUCGUCCUCCUGCUUCUGCUCACACCUCUUAACGCUUCAUCUGAAGAAACGUAACAUGAACACAGACGUGCUCAUGAUUUUUCUGAAUCUGCAGUUUUCUUUAUUUAAGUGUCAUUUAUUUGUGUAACACUUUCAUGAAGGCCUUUCAUUCUCUGAAAAAAAAAAUUAAAGCAUUUUAAAAUUC
Oryzias latipes (Japanese medaka) is the source of this 501-nucleotide messenger RNA. The record is from RefSeq and is a predicted model, not a curated record. Lineage: Eukaryota; Metazoa; Chordata; Actinopteri; Beloniformes; Adrianichthyidae.